ACUUGAUUAUCCUGUGCGUGUUCUGUGAUUUUGUUCGUCCGCUCGAAAUGACGAAGAUAUUAUUUUGCUUUGCUUGUGUUCCUCUUUUUAUCGUGUUGGCGAACGCCUCCUCAAAGGUUGAAACUAAUUCAUUUGGAAAACAAAGUAGCGGUCUAAAUGUUUCGGCGAACGUUGUAGAUACAACUCCGGUCUGCUACGGAGAAUUAGGAUGUCUCGCUUUGAAUCAGUCAUGGUACAAUUCGUUGCAUAGACCGAUUAACUUGAUGCCAAUGACUAGGAAUAGAAUCAAUACGCAUUUCACGUUAUUCACCCGAGAGAAACCAAUGCAAGGGCUCAAAAUUUCUGCCAAAAAUACGACUGAAAUUACUGCCGCUUCAUUCAAAGCAUCUCGACCAACAAAGUUCUAUAUUCACGGUUAUCUUGCCGAUGCAUACGAAGACCGCAUCACUACGCUAGUUGCAAGAUUAUUGGGUAAUGGAGAUUUCAAUGUCAUCGUUGUACAUUGGGGAGCUGGAGCGUACACUACUUAUGGCCAAGCAGUUGCAAACACACGGCUCGUUGGGCUAGAAAUCGCGUUCCUUGUCAACACUGUGAUAGCAAAACUUGGCGUGAAGGCUUCUGAUGUCCAUUUGAUUGGACAUAGCUUGGGAUCGCACAUAGCGGGAUACGCAGGAGAAAAAAUUCUUAAUCUCGGUCGUAUUUCAGGUUUGGAUCCUGCCGGUCCAUCUUUUCGCAGUAUGCCCCCUUUUGUUCGUUUGGAUCCAUCUGACGCUCAGUUUGUUGAAGCCAUUCACACUGAUGGUGGUGCAUUAGGCUUUGGACUUUCGGAGCCUGUGGGCCACCUAGACUUUUAUCCUAACGGUGGAGAAGUACAACCUGGCUGUGAGCCAUACCCUGCUAACUUUGUAGCUAGCAUUUCUGCUCUGGCUGCUGCCAACACCACUUUAACGGAUAUCGUCGCUUGCGACCACAUGCGAGUCAUUUAUUUGUAUAGUGACUCGUUUCUCUCACGUAACAACUGCCAGACUGUAGCGUAUGAAUGCUCCGACUAUGACUCUUUCAACAAAGGAGCCUGCAUUUCUUGUGGAUCUGACAAUACCAAAUGUGUCCCGUUCGGGUUACAGGCCUCUAGUUAUCCCAGUCGCUCUCGGAGAAAUGUCAAAUUAUUUUUCAAUACCGGCUCUAAUGUUCCUUAUUGUCGAAUGCAUUACGCAGUUAACGUAAGCCUGGCGAAGGCACAGCACGCUAAAAUAACUGUAAAUGGAAAACUUGGAUUGACUGUUGGUGGAGACAAAGGUGCCGUGUCAAACGUCCAGCUAAUACAGUCAAAUAUUGGCGCAAAGCUAGAACAUGGGAAAAAUUAUCAGUACCUUUUUUCUAUUGGAACUAAUAUUGGCAAGACGAGAAAAGUGAAUCUCCGCUGGGAUUAUGUAGUUAACCCAUUGGACCCUUCAACGAUUUGCGGUUCAUUAUGCAACAAAAAGCUUUAUGUGAACAGCGUCACAAUUUCAUCGCUCAACAACUACCCAGAAAUAAAUAGAAUCGCAAACACUCUUAAAGCCUGUCCAUCAUCUAGUCCUGGAAUUAUCGGAUCUGAAUCCAGUUCCGAUUUUUCCGUCGGUGGUACUUGCGCGAAGUAAAUAAAAAAACAAACAAGCAAAAAAACGGUUAUGGUGUAACACAGUGAACAUUUUGUCUAUCACUUUCUUUUGUGUUCUGGGAAUUUUGGUUGCGGAAAGUAAGGCUAUGGGUGGUGAUUUUUAAAAAAAUACUAUUCGAAAUUGAAUUGACGGCCUUGGGACGGUUUUGACGGACAUUCACAUGCGCUUGAUUAUUGGAAAUUGACAAUGAAUAUUUCUGAUACUUGAAAACAAACGAUUUCUUGAAUAUAAUGUAAUUUUAUUUUCCGAGUCA
This is a messenger RNA of Daphnia pulicaria, 1914 nucleotides long. Its product is annotated as pancreatic triacylglycerol lipase-like. Gene Ontology annotation, biological process: lipid metabolic process. Gene Ontology annotation, molecular function: triacylglycerol lipase activity; protein binding. The transcript has 12 exons. Lineage: Eukaryota; Metazoa; Arthropoda; Branchiopoda; Diplostraca; Daphniidae. The record is from RefSeq and is a predicted model, not a curated record. The coding region runs from base 48 to 1640 and encodes 530 amino acids.